AUGGCUUUUUGGGGAGUUGAAGUGAAACCUGGGAGGCCCUUCACUCAUACGUCUGAUGGUGGGAAUAGAAGGCUACACGUUUCGCAGGCCUCUUUGGGGAAUGGUACUGCUACCAAUAAGAGCAUACUUCAGUGUAAUGUUGGAAACAAGAGUCCUAUCUGUCUGUGUACAUUGUUCCCUAAUAACUCUGAGGUGUGCCAAAUACAUGUUGAGUAUCAGGAGACCGACGAUGUUGUGUUCUCUGUUAUUGGUCCUCGUAGUGUUCACCUUAGUGGUUACUAUAAGGACUAUGGUGGGAAUCACAAGGCUGGUGAUGACUCAGUUUCUUAUGGUGAAGAUAUUGGAGAUUCAGAUACAGACAGGUCUGUCCAUGACAGUGAAGAAGAUGGCCAGGAGAAUAGUUUUAUCAAUGAUGGUGAUCCAGGAACCAUGUCUGCUUCUCUUGUUUCUGGUGAUGGAGUCAAAGAGGUAAAUGCAAAGCCUGUGAACCAGAAGUGCCGCUAUAAACGUCUAAGGAAGACAUACAAGUUAACUGACUCAGAUGAUGACAACUCUUCUGAUCAUCAGGCCAAGGGAUUUGGUUAUAAUGUUGAUGCUGGAGUGGAUAGCGAAGAAGAUGAUGGUUUGUUCCUUAUUUCAUCUCUACAUAAGAAGAAGCCUUCUGCCAGAGUUCAUAAUGAGACUGAUUUACCAUCAAAUAACUUGACUUUGGUGGAACAGCCAAGUGCCAUUGUAGAUGGUAAUCAGCAAAGGCACCGGGAUGAGCUCAAGAGCCAAAUGAAAGAUAAGGGUAAAUUGAAGAACCUACAUGAAGCUGAUGGUCCAGAUGAUUUUUUCUCGGUAAGCAUCCUUAAGUGGCCAAAUCGUAAGGACAAUGAGAAAAAGAAUGACAAGGUUGGUGAUCAUGUGUCUCUGUUGAAGGAAGUAGAUAAGGACGCUGCAUAUUUUGGGUCUCCUCCCAAGCAGACAGAUCUUCAAAAAAGUGAAAAGAGAAAGAGAAAACGGAAAGUACUAGUCGACGGGUAUGCCUCUCAGGAAAAGUGUGACAAUAGCUUCUCUAUCAAAGAGGACGGAGAGAAUCAUGGAUCGACACCCACUGUUUUGUAUAAUGAUUUUUCUUCACCGGCUGAGUAUGACAAAGACAAUUCUUCUUCCCUGAUAUCUAUCUGUUUGGCUGAUCAGGUUGUUGCUGAGACUGAUCAAGAGGGUAAGAAACGAAAGAAACGUAAAAUUGACAAGCUUGGCAAGGCCUUGAAUGCUGGAGCUUCUGUGCCAUCCAAGGCCGAGGAAAAUGAACAUGCUAACAUUGAGGAUGAUGCUGUUGAGAUCAAAUCAUCUCAGGAGUUGGGCAGUCAAUCUGUUGAUGAUACUGAAGAAGGAAAGGAAAAGAGAAUUAAUAGGCAGAAGCUAAGGAAGCGUUUGAAUGCUGAAACACCUGCUGCACCAAAGGGCGAGGACAAUCAACCUGCCAAAAUUGACGAAGGUUUUGCUAAGACCAAGUUAUCUCAGGUCCAGACAUUUGCAGGGGGAUUACUUGUAGAGGAGCUAGAACCAGGGAAAACGGAAGGAAGAUUGGCUGCUCUGGGCAGGAAGAUCAGUGUAUCUUAUACUGGCAAGUGGAAGAAUACUGGAGAAGUUUUGAAUUCGAACAUUGAUGGGCGUCCACUGAAGUUUGUGCUAGGUGGGGAAGAGGUUACAGAGGCUUGGAAUGUUGGUCUGAAUGGUAUGCGGGUUGGUGAGUUGAGGCGGCUGACAUUCCCUGCUCCCUCAUGCACAAGAAGCAGCAGCACUAGGCAUGGAAAUGGGAGUGAAGGAGUAGAUGGCGGGGAGGUGAUUACAACCACAGUACCACCACUCCCACUGGAUUGUGAUGUUGAUGAUAAGAGCGAGGGAGCAGAGAAAUGGCUAGUGUACGACGUCAAGCUGCUUAAAGUCCGCAAGAAUUUAGAAUGA
Linum trigynum is the source of this 1953-nucleotide messenger RNA. The record is from the annotation of a GenBank genome assembly. NCBI's taxonomy places the organism in Eukaryota, Viridiplantae, Streptophyta, Magnoliopsida, Malpighiales, Linaceae.